AUGGUGGGCAUUGGAGGUGACGAACUAGAAUCUUUGUUAAGUAAGGAGACAGGAUUGGGAGAGAAGAAUAUCAAGCUUGAGGGUGGUGACCUAAGCUUAUAUCUUUUAUUAAUCGAGGCUGCUGGAAGGGCUUUGAAUUGGUGGCCUUAUGAACUUGCAGUGGGUGUUGUUUCCACGGGGAGUGAGAUGACAACUGAGGAGAGAGUUCGAGUGGAGAUAAUGAAAGAAUUGCACAUCGAGAGGGAGCGUAAGGGUCUGCAUUGUCGCUAUUCUCGAUUGUGUCGAGCUGAAGGGCCGCAGGUGGAUGUUUCUGCAGCCUUGUUGGGACUUUCCUCUUGGAUUGGGACUCUCCAUUGUUGA
Molecule: messenger RNA, 360 nt
Organism: Ilex paraguariensis (yerba mate)
Lineage: Eukaryota; Viridiplantae; Streptophyta; Magnoliopsida; Aquifoliales; Aquifoliaceae
Source: the annotation of a GenBank genome assembly